AUGAGUAGCAAUAUUGCAAAAUCCCUGAAUGGGGUACUGGGCAAGAUUCUGGAACUACCGAUUGUCUCCAUGGUUGAGUCUAUUAGUUCGAAGCUAAUGGAGUGGUUUUGCAUCAGACGCGAGAAGGGAAGAAGACAGUUGGCCUUGGGACAGACAAUAACACCAAAUGUCAACAAGUUAUUGUUGCGUCAUCAGACGUUUUCUGCCGGUUUAGCUGUGAAAGGGGUAUCCGCGUGGAGUUUUCAAUUCCAAAAACUGCAAAUACCCUGUUGCCACGCAUUGGCGGCGGCAAGAAUGAAGCAGAUAGACGUUCAGACGUUGGUUGGAUCAGAGUACGAGGUUAAACUGUUUGCCUAUGCGUAUGCAGAAUUCAUUUACCCUGUGCCUAAUCAAUGUGACGAGGAGGUGCCAGCGGAUGUGGAAGAAACUGAAUUCAUUCCCCUCACGAACAAGAAUGGGCCUGGCCAUAGAAGGAAGCGGAGGAUCCCUUCCACUGGAGAGUUCAUGGUAGAGUAA
Messenger RNA from Camelina sativa (false flax), 516 nucleotides. The record is from RefSeq and is a predicted model, not a curated record. Lineage: Eukaryota; Viridiplantae; Streptophyta; Magnoliopsida; Brassicales; Brassicaceae.